Lichtheimia ornata is the source of this 1086-nucleotide messenger RNA. RefSeq lists its product as uncharacterized. Gene Ontology annotation, biological process: regulation of DNA-templated transcription. Gene Ontology annotation, molecular function: sequence-specific DNA binding; DNA-binding transcription factor activity. The record is from RefSeq and is a predicted model, not a curated record. NCBI's taxonomy places the organism in Eukaryota, Fungi, Mucoromycota, Mucoromycetes, Mucorales, Lichtheimiaceae. The coding region runs from base 1 to 1086 and encodes 361 amino acids. The transcript is spliced from 5 exons.
AUGCUGCACCACGAUUCUCCAAGCCUAAUGGAUCAUGAGGAUGAUAAUGGUGCUGGCAAACCUCUACCCAACUUUGUCAAGAAGUUAUGGAUGCUGGUCAACAAGACAAGCAUUGACAUGCUCAUAUGCUGGACGAAUGACGGCACUGGGAUAUGGAUAGCAGAUGCUGGCGAGUUUUCAAAAUCGGUUCUACCGUGUUACUUUAAACAUGGCAACUGGCAGAGCUUUGUGCGGCAAUUGAAUCUGUAUGGAUUCCGAAAGGUGUGCAAUACGUAUACCAGUGGUGGCGUUGCUGAUAAUAGUAGUCAUCAAAGCGAUGGUUGGCACUUUCGGCAUAGUUACUUUCGGAAAGGUGCAGAGCAUCUCUUGCAAUAUGUGAAGAGAAAACGCAGCGGAGGAGGAGGUGUUGGUGGUAGUAGUGGUCAAUUCAAUAUGAAGUUUGUACCCCCUUAUACGGUGCCCAUCGGUUUGGUAUCCUCAUCAUCAUCAUCGGAAUCCAACCCUGUCAUAUCUUCAACCGGGACAAUCGAUCAUGAAGGAAUAAACGUUGAUGAUACAAGGCAAAACUACGCAGCUGCUGUUGCAUCAAACGCCCUCCAAACACGCCUGCAGCUAAUUGAGGACAACUUGCGAGACAUGGAAAGUAGGAACGCACAUGUCUGCAGUAACCUCCUUGAGAUGCAACGCAUACAAACACAUCAAAAUCAGGCUUUGCACAACAUAUUGGCGUUUGUCAAUUCUAUGCCUGAUGCCGCAUCAUCAUCCAAUCAAGCAGACAGGUUGAUGCAUGAAUGCGAGCGAUAUGCAUCACAGCUAUCUAGAACGAAACAAGGUCACAUCAGCGGUUCGACAGGGACUUGCCUUUUCAACCAUAGAUAUCCGUGUGGUACGGCUAAGUAUCCAAAUGAUACCCAAAUCCUUUCCUCCCCCUCUUCAGGCGUCAGGGAUAUCAAAGAAUGCCUUACAACAACAUUACCCUCUAUUGCAACAGCCAUUGCUACUGGUGAACAGGAGACACUAAGACUACCCCCACUAUUCUCCACGAGACGUCAUGUCAACAAUGGGAUCGAAAAUGCAUUUGAAUAA